UUGUUUGGAAAUAGAGCAGUGGAUGAGUGGAGCAAGUUACUGAACAUCAUCAUUAACUCGAAUGUGCUGUUAAGCUUCAAAUAUAGGUUGGACGGAUGUAAAUGGGGCUGCCUAUUAUGGGUUAAUAGGCCCGCUGCAGUGUACUCUGUUCUUAAGUUCUAUGUCAAUCUCGCAACUGAAUUGAUGACGUGUGUGAAUUGUCCUGGUGCUGAGCUUAAUUGAGUUUGUUGCCAAGCAUGUAUAGUAAAUCUAUAGAGUACUUAUACCUGUAAUCAAUUUUAUAAUUAAACUCUCCAUUGCAAGUAUAUAUAAUAAUACCUUGAAGUUUACUAGAUUCAAAAACUUAAUUUAAGAAAUAUUUGGGCUUACAAUUCUGAUUCAGUAGUUCACCAUGUAGUCGAUUGAUAUUUCUUGUUAAAUUUGUCAUAUAAGUUCACAUUUGUUCAGCAUACAUACACACUGUAGGCAUACAAACAAUAACAUUCAGGCCAUUUGGUCAAUGACUGUACAGUAUAUACAGUACAAAAGUGUUAUUAUAAGCUUACUUCCACUGCAGUCCUUUCCAACUAGUAUAGUAUAGUAUAUAAUCUAUGUGCCUUUACUAAACAAAAAGAAAAAUGUGGAAUAUAAAUCUAUUAAUCAGUCCCGUUUUAUUAAGCUGUGGCUGUUUUCAAAAUCUGCCACAAGUUUACUUUUACUUUUUUUACUUUUAUCCUCUUCGCCACUGAUCGGCUUGUUAGCCGCUUGGGCGAUCGGUCACGUCUCUGAUUACUUUUCCUUUUCAUUUAUCUUCUGACUCUGUAAACCUUACUUAUUGUAGCCUGGUUUGAGAAAGUUUGUGUUUACAUUAUAUUUUCUUUUUAUUAAAUUUAAACAACAUAUGUUACCUUGACAGGCCUAACCCAAAUGCUAUAGUAAUUUUAUAUCAAUACAAUUCAAACUACAAGUGAAUAUUGCAACAUAUUUUACCAUUACAUUGAACCAAAUGCUGAAGACUUUUCCUUCUCACUCUCUAAACUGUCUUUUUAAUAUUUUUUCUGUAUUUUCCUGUAUACAGGUCAGUCACAGUAUGGCUAGAAUCAAGAGCAAACACAGACUCACACAUAAUUCACUCUUUCAUUCUCUAGUUAACUGCUGCAAUGUGUUCCACUGUGGCAUUUCCCUUUCUCAACAAGACCCUUGAAUCUCUCUUUGGUUUAUCCCUGUUGCUUCACACAAAACUUAGUUAAAACUGAAGAAAAUAAGAAAAACUAAAGACACAUCUAGUUGAUGAAGGUGUUUGAUGAAAAAGGUCAAAAAUAAAUAACCAUGAGCAUAAUAAUCUAGCCCCUGCACCUGCACAUGGGGCUCUCUGAAAAUCUGAAUAGUAAAAUACCCCAUAAGAAAAUAAGAAAAAUCACUAAUACUGUCAUUAUUAUUAUUUGCUGUGUUACUAACAUAUACAGGUAGUACUACAGUAUGUCAAUUGUCUGACAAGAUUGAGAAUGGAAAUGAAUUAGAUUAGGAAUUUUCUAAAUUUUGGAAAUCAGCCAAGGAAACCAUUGUACCACUAACACUGGCAGAUGUAUGAGAAUUGACAAUUGACUGAAGUAACCAGUAAUGCUAGAAAUUUUGACCUUAUAUUUUUCCACUUUUCAAUUCCUGUGUCAAUCAUUUUAACUGUAUAACUUCAAUAUCUUAUUACUUCUGUUCCAUUUUCAAAUUCAUGCAAGAGUUUCUUUACAGUCUCACCUGCAUCUGUUGCUGUGUUAUAUCUACGUUUUUUGUUUAUUGUUUAGUUGAUGCUGGAGAUGGUAAGGCAUCCAUUGAUAAUUUUUUGGUUGCCAUAAUUACCAUGGGUGCAAUUAUAGUCAGUACACAGUGGAACACUGCAGCAGAACACAAACCUCAAGUUGGUUUAAAUACAAUUGACAAUUAGCACUAAAUUAUGAUUUUUUUUGUCUGAUUAAAAUUCUGCGAUUAGAGAGUCCAAAGGAUGGAGACACGAGUAAUUGAUGCACUGUCUGUAAUAUAACCACCCAUGUGAAAAUUUUUGCAUUUUGUGAUGUACAGUACAGUAUAUUGAACUCCAACAUAAGUUACAAGAAUGUUUUUACUUUAUUGUCACCCAUGAAUAAUUUAUGUUACUGAUUAUAUAUAAUUUUUCAGGAGGUUGCUUGACAACGGUGUUAAGAGAGGAAUCCCACACAAUACUUCCGCUAUACCAGAACGUUGCUCAGAACGCAUCAUGGACAAGAACCUUUAUUAUCUCCAAGCUGCAUCUUCCAGCCAGGACUACACCAGAGAGGCAUCUACCAGUCCUGACCACAUCAGAGAGGCAUCUACAAGUCCUGACCAUACCAGAGAGGCAUCUACCAGCCUUGACCACACCAGAGAGGAGAAACCUUCACCUCAAAUACUUGAUGGUGUGGAACCAAGAGAGGAAGGAGUUACAGUUACAAGCUUCUUAAGCCCUAGGGAGAGGACUUUUAAAGAGUUGUAUGGCUGUGAGACAGAGAAUCAAGAAGGGAUGGUUGAAGGAUCAUCUUUUGAGUGUGAUGUGGAUAUCAAUGACUUUGAUGUUAGGUACACUGAGGAUGAAAUGGACACUGAAGAAAAUUGUGCAAAGAGGAAAUUAUUUUUUAAAGAUGUUAAAACAGAGAAGAGUCAAAGUGAACUGAAUUCAUUAGUAAAGUUCACUAAAUCAUCAUUCCAAGAUUUUGCUGACAGGGGCACAGUUUUUCAGGAUUAUGAAAUGGCAGGAAAUCAAAUGAUGCUGGAUUUUGCAGAAAAUUCCACUAAAAUUAUGUCUAAGUGUUUAGCUAUAAGUGAGUUGAGUUUCAAUGAUUCUGAAAAUGGGAACAGUCAAAAUGGCCUAAACUCCAUAGAAAUGUCCAACAAAGCAACUUUCAAGUGUUAUGAAUGUGGACAUCAAUUUCUUCAGAAGUCUAAGAUAGUGUCACAUCUCAAGACUCAUACUCAAGAAGAGCACUUUGAAUGUGAUGAGUGUGGUCAAAUUUUUUUGGAGUCUAGGCUUUUAAAGGAACACCUAUUGUGUGUGUCUGCUGAAUCUACUGAAGGCAGAUUCAAGUGUUCUUAUUGCAAUCACACUUUUUUACAGGACAGCAAUCGGAAAAAUCAUGAGCGUGUUCACGGUCAGAGUCAGACCAAGUUGGUACCAUGUUGUUUGUGUUCAUUACACUUUUCAGAUAUUAAGUGUGUGCAAAGACAUGCCAGAAAGGUUCACUCACAAGUAAAAGAAUUUAAAUGUCUUGCAUGUGGAGUGAAAUAUUCCAGUUUCAGCCACCUGCAAAGACAUUUAAAGCAAGUCUCCAUGGAUUACCCAUAUAAGUGCUUAAUAUGUGGUCAUAAAUAUGCCUCCGUUUUAAGCCUGAAGAGGCAUCACUCUCAGCAUUGCAAACCUAAGUCAUUUACCUGUUUAUAUUGUUUAUCAACAUUCAGCACUAAAACACAUCUUCAAGGACAUUUGUCUCUUCAAGGAAAAUUAAAUCAGUAUCAAUGUCCUGGCUGUAGAAUAGAAUUUUUUAACUUUAAAGAUCUCAAAAGACAUGAGAAAUUUUACAAUAGAGAUAGACCAUUUAAGUGUUCAGAGUGUGGACACACAUUUAGUACUCAAGGUCACCUGGAUGGCCAUCAGAGGAUACACACAGGAGAGGGCUGGAAGUGUAGGUUAUGUGGUGAAACUUUCAAGAAGGAAAGUUACCUAAAAACUCACAUCCAGAUUCAUUCAGAAGCAUCAUACACUUUCAUAGAAACUCCAAAUUGUGCCCAGUAUCAUGAACAAGGCUUUUAUCCUCUCAGCAUCAUGCAGGAGUUGAGGAGUAUCAGAUUUAUAAACUCCCAGAACAUGUACUUCCAUUGUCAAACUCAUACACUUGAGCACAACCAGAAAGAGCCAGAAGAUAAUGUGAUGGUUGGCAGAAACCCAUCUUCUUGUCUUGAGUAUAAUGGUAUGACAUGCAACCAAACCUCUCAACUAAUGCAAGUGUCACGUCAACCCAUACGGGAUAUGACUUCUUGUCACCAUCCACAUCAAGAAUGUCAUGAUACUGAGUCAGAGCCCACUGACCAUAUUGAUGUUGGAAGGUUAGAUGAUACUCAAGCUGGAGACGUUUUCAUGCAAAGUAAUCAUUGUGAAAUGGAGGAAAGGACCCAGACAGUUGGGUCCCCAGAAGAGAAUGGCUGCUGUAUUGAACAGAAAAAAGUUAAACCUGCUGAAUCUGUAUGUGACAACUCCCCCUAUGUAAUCUUUAAGCCAUUCCCCAUGCAAAAGAUGAUGACUAACUUUGGUUCACAAGAGUAUGACCACCAGAGUCAAGUGUCCAGUAAUCUUAGACAAUAUCACAAAAUUGAGUGCAAAGAAUGUAAUUCCCAAAUUUCUGGUGCAUCUAAUUUCAGAGGACACAUGUUACUUCACACUGGUGACAGACCAUUUGAAUGUAAACUGUGCAAGGCUAAAUUUGUCCGCAAAGACAACCUUGGCAGACACAUGAUACGAACACACAGCACACGACAAAAGACACAUAUGUCAGAUGAUAAUUAACUCUGCAGGAAAAUAAAAGUGUCAGUUACUUACUGCUUCAGUGUACUGCAUUUGAAUUAUGCAUUUCUUCUGGACAACAUACAGUAUAUGCACCAGUCAUUAUAAUGUCUAAUGAAUUAGCCAUGUUAUUAGCUAUUAUGUGCCAAGUUUUACAUGCUAAACUACUCUAUAUAGUUUUUGUAUUUGCAGUACUGUAUUUAUAUUUUAAGUACAGUACUGUACUGUAUAAUAAUUCUAUUACAUAAAGAUAAACCAUCUUAGUUUAUAUCUGGAAUGUUAUGAUUUGGGCCAGGACAAUUUACAAAAUACUAGAAGUGCUUUUGUAAUUACUGUUUGUCAUGUACCAUAUGCAUUUCAUGGGAGAGCAUGGUUUUGAGGGAUUAUUGGGGAUGUUAUGACAUGAAGAGAGAUGGGAGAGUAUUUGUUUGCUCUUGGUUCUGGCCACCUAGUGCAAUACAAAAGAUGGAGAAAAACAACUGUAUAUCUGGCUACUUUUACACUGACUAUUUUAAAAGGCUAACUCCCAUAUUUGGAAGUGAAUCUUCAUUCUCUCAAUAAAACAGAAACCCCCAAUUCGAAUAUGUUCUGUCUCAUUAGGAUUUUCAAAUAAGAAAUCUAGAUACAAACAAAGGGGUACAUUUCAUCAAGCUUUGGAGUACUAUAUGAAAAAACUUGUUCAGUAAAUAGCCUGUACAGAGUACAAGUACUUCAUUUUAAAGAAAAUUGUUGUGUAAUAAGUAGGAGUUGGAAGACAAAAAUCUGUUUUACCAGGAUUGUCAUCACUGGGGAGGGUUGUGCUGCCAAGUGAUGAUGUUGGGUCACCAAAAGCAACAGGGAUAAGCCAGGGUGACAUUUAGGGCCUUGUUGUGGAAGGGUAUUACCAUAAACUAGUAAAUCACAUCUCUUACAGCAGUGAUAGAUGGCCAAGUUGUAUCUUUAUAUAUAUUACGCCCACCCUGUAUUAUGGCUGAAGAAGUCUUACAGGUUUAUUUGGUAGGAAAGGAAACAUGUCAGAGAGCCAAUUACUGUAUAUACUGUAAUCCUGACAUUCUGUCGGGAAGGACUUUAUCAAAGGCAUGAACUCGAGUACAUCACAUGCUUAUAAAGAAAAAUAGGUGGUGUAUUCCUGUUUUCAUGCCUUUUAUAAAGUCUUUCGUGAAGAAAUAUCAGCAGUAUACGUAUUUGUCUCUCUGACCCUGUGUUUGCUUUGUUACCAUAUAACUAUUUAAGUCUUUUAGUAUUAAAUAUAUAAUCUCUAUUGCCACUGUUUGGAAAGUAAUGUGGGGUUUCAUAUCGUCUGAUUUUAUUGUUCACUUCUGUUGUAUCUAUACAUUAUUUUGCCUUCUUAGAUGAGAGAGGGGGGAUAUGGUGCAACCCAUCCCUGGUCUGAAGGGAUUAUUGGAAACCUUUAUACGUACCUGUACUGUACUGUAAUGUAUUUAAACUAACCAAAGAAAUUAAGAUAUAAUUUAUAUUAGUUGUUGGUUUGCUAAAGCACUUGAUGUCAUUUUGACCAAUAUUUGAUGGCUCAAAAACUCCAGCUGGACUGAUAACAAGUUGAGCCAUCAUGAGUGUUACUGGUAGAGCCACAUUAACUGUUGUUUCUUUAACAUACAUGAACCAUAACCUAGUGUUGUUAUACUUCUUAAUACUUUUAUCCCUAAAUGCAUUAAAUAUAUACCCUUGAUACUUUUACCCCAAAAUAUACAAAUUAUUUUAUGUUCUUGAUAUGUUUAUUCCAGAAUAUUGUAAUGUAGAGUCCAUGAAUUAUUGUCUAUUCUUGAUACAGUACUGUACAUUUACCAGUAUCCCAACAAACAUAAAAUAUUUAUUGUCCUUGGUAAGUUUAUUCCAAAAUAUAUGAAAUGCAGCUGUGUUGAACUUUCUUGAUAAUUUAUCUCGAAAACACAAAAGAUUUUUCACCCUUGAUAGUUUUAAUCCAAAAUGCAUGCAGUAUAUUUCCUCUUCAACUUUUAAUUUUUAAAUUGACGAUGAAUAUAAAAUUGUUUAUGAUCGCAAUGAAAUCUUUGUGUUUUGUUUAGCCGGAAAACCAAAGUAGAUUGAUUAUGAGAAAAAUCUAAACAUAAGUGAUAAUUGCAAUAAAUGAGUUGAUUGAUUGCGAUUGCUAACUACCAAGUCAUGCUGCGACACUGGCGAGUUCACUGCCUGCAAUUUUUUUCUUUCAGGUUUAAUGUAAUCCAUAUGGUGGUACAACUCACUUAGCAACCAGUCAACUUUUAUAUUGAAAUUGUUGCUACAGAUGCCAUACCUAGGAAAUAGGUAAAGUGGUUAUUAGCUGCUAAAGUAGAUCUUUGUAAAAAAAAUAUAUAUUAAUAAUAAUUCUUUCAGUAAGUGAGAUGUUCAUUCAUUCACUCAGGAUUGGUAUUGAGAGGCUGGUUCACUCAACAUAAAUAUCCAUGCAAUGAGCCAGAAUUGUGAUAUAAUAUUAGUGACACAACCAAGGUGUACAGUACAGGGGGUCCCCGGGCUCCGUUGCUGAGGACUUUCUAAAGUCUGAUUUGUAUGUAAGUGGGAACACAUGCUAUGUACAUACUGUACUUACAAAAUAAUGCUUAAAAUCCCACUAUAUCAUAGCAUAUUCCAUACAUACAUCUAAAAUCACUUAAUUUAAGACAAAAAAUUAAAUAAAAUGACAAAAUACAGUAAAUAAAAGUAAAAUAAGCCAUCUGGUAAAGAAAAUACUGUAAAUUUCAAGUUUAACACCGUUCGUAUCGGCAGGAGCUCGUAAGUCGGGGACCUCCUGUACUUAUUAUUAGUUUAUUUUAGUAUCCUCAGCUAUUAGACAAGGAAACUACCUGUACUGGUUUUUGUUGUUAAAUUUAUGGAUCUGUGAAGACUUUUGGGGUAUGAACCAAAAUAUUUAUUAAAACUGUAUGUGCAAUGCUAUCGUAUUUUCCACAUGUGUAGUUUUCAUAUGGAUGGUGAAUUUUAUAAAGAUAUUUUCAGUCAAUAUUGCCCAACAGUCAAUACUGAACAAAGUUUUCUCUUACUGUAAGCUAACACUUUGCAUUUCUCUUUCUUCACUGUUUUACGAUCAUUUUCCAAACUCGCUUUAAAACUGUUUAGAGUAUAGUACUUCAGAGGAUUAUUUUUUUAUAUAAAUGGUUAUAAAAAAUAUACUUUUUUAGUGUGCAAGAAUAAAUUACUUUAGUGA
This is a messenger RNA of Homarus americanus (American lobster), 7718 nucleotides long. RefSeq names its product zinc finger protein 420-like. NCBI's taxonomy places the organism in Eukaryota, Metazoa, Arthropoda, Malacostraca, Decapoda, Nephropidae. The transcript has 3 exons. Bases 2228 to 4543 code for a protein of 771 amino acids. The record is from RefSeq and is a predicted model, not a curated record. Gene Ontology annotation, biological process: regulation of transcription by RNA polymerase II. Gene Ontology annotation, cellular component: nucleus. Gene Ontology annotation, molecular function: RNA polymerase II cis-regulatory region sequence-specific DNA binding; DNA-binding transcription activator activity, RNA polymerase II-specific.